Messenger RNA from Penicillium canescens, 408 nucleotides. RefSeq lists its product as uncharacterized. Lineage: Eukaryota; Fungi; Ascomycota; Eurotiomycetes; Eurotiales; Aspergillaceae. The record is from RefSeq and is a predicted model, not a curated record. Bases 1 to 408 code for a protein of 135 amino acids. The transcript has a single exon.
AUGAAUCCAGCCUCAAGUCAACCCAUUCUUCCUCAUAGCACGGCGUUAGGUGCGCUUGAUGCCACCAUCCAACGGACAGAGUAUGCUCGCAUCUCCGUCGAUGACACCGACGACGACACCAUCAUCCUAGAUCUGUCGGGUGCUGGGCAUGGCAAUGCCUCCGAACUCAGCGAUAACGAUCAGGGCGCAAGGAGAUCAGCCGUUCAAUCUUUCGUUCCUCUUGUUGAUCUCACUACCUCGAUUACCUCUUCUCCCUCGCAACUUUCAACCAGUCCAGUCUAUGCUCUCGUAGAUAUUAUCGAUAUUAAGAGGAGUCCGGAAUGUUUUGAGUCAUUGCCUACGCAUGGAAUUGUGAUGAUUAUUAAAAGAGAAACCGCUCUAAUCAAUAUGCCAAGCUCCGCUCUUUGA